Molecule: messenger RNA, 1380 nt
Organism: Topomyia yanbarensis
Lineage: Eukaryota; Metazoa; Arthropoda; Insecta; Diptera; Culicidae
Exons: 2
Coding region: 1-1380 (459 amino acids)
Source: RefSeq, a predicted model, not a curated record
AUGAGUUCGAAUAAUUAUGCUAUUGUGCAGACGACGGAAAAUGACGAUGUUUUGCUUUCUGUGGUUCCUUCACGUUGGGUACUGAAAAAUGGUUGGAGCAAGGAUCUGCCGGGACUUGGCACGGAUCUAUGCUACUGGCCAAAGGGUGUAGCUGGUUACCGGCUGCUUGAAAAGGCAAAAAAGGAUCCACAAAUUCCACCGGAUGUAAACGUACUGAGUGCAUAUCGGUGCAAAAUCAAACGAAACAAUUUUGCUAGUUACGCUGAGGCGUUUCGCGAGCUGCAAAUUAUGGAAAUUCAUUCAGAUACCGAUGAAUACGAACCAAGAAAGAAACUGAAGAAAUCAUCAACUGCUGCGGAGCUUUUCAAACAAAUCCAAACGAAACCAAGCUCAUCGUGCUCAAAUACGGCUACUGAUUUUGCCGAUGAUACAAGGGACGGUCAUACUGACAACACAGCUAAUCCGGAUGAUUCGUUUUUGGAGCCUUGUCCAAACGAUAUUGUGAUGACGUCACGUUCGCUAUCUCUAAGUGAAACAACAUCUCAUGAAUCUGGAUCGAAGACACCAAUGAUUCAGAGCACAGAUACCGAUGAAUCAACCAUGCGUCAACUUAUAAUUUCACUGCACAAUAAAAUAGACAAGAACGCCAAGCAAAUAGAAUCUCUCAAUCAAUCGCACAUUAGGUAUGGUGCUUUGCUCUCUCAAGUUAACGCUAAACUAGAUGUUAUUGCUACAAAAAUACCGUCAGAGUUUGUGCAUGUGAAAACAGAGAGUUAUGAAUCCAAAAAGAUUCCAUUAACCCCGGUCAAAUCUCUGGAUGACAUGGAAUCUCUGGAGAAACAGUCGAAAAAUGAUCAAUUCGUACAAUCUGUUGUUCAGUUUCUUGGUUCUAUGCACGGAAAACACAGAACAUAUGGUGAAGGUGCAACUGUUUGUUUGCAAGUAAUCAAUUACUUCUUUGAGCGUGAAUUCUUGAUGAAAUGUUCUUGGAGUGGAAUAAGCCGGAAUAAGAAGGAUAAUGAAAACAUUAUUUCCAAAAUACCUUUUCAUAAGUUUGGUGGGGUUAUUGAUCUGUUCCACAAGGUUGUACUUUUCUCCGAUCCUUCUUUCUCUAAAGUGCAAUGCGAACAGUUCUUACAUCGCUGCUUAAGGAAUGCAAAGCAACGCUACGAGGACAUCAAGGGUAUUAGAGCUACUGCUUCUAGAAGACGAUGCAAGCGAAAUGAACCUCAAUCAAACCAAGCGAUUCAACAAGGCAUCGAAGAAGAAGCAGAAGUUAUUUUAGAAGAAUAUCUUAUUGAGGUGGAAUCAGCUUCAACAUCAGCAUCACCAAACCAAACGGUUGAAGAUGUGGGAGGUGUUCUGCCGUUCUACGCAUAA